Messenger RNA from Prorocentrum cordatum, 1191 nucleotides. The record is from the annotation of a GenBank genome assembly. Lineage: Eukaryota; Dinophyceae; Prorocentrales; Prorocentraceae.
AUGUUGCGUUGCAACGAAAUACGUCUCGAUGAGCUCGUGGCGUCCACUGACCAUGCGCUUCGCGCCAAUGUCAAGUAUCUGGAGCGCAUGUCGCGGACUCUGUCUAAUGAAGAGUUUGUUCUGUUGCAGCAGGCGCUGGGCUUAACGUUUGCAAAGCGAGGCUUACUGCUCGAUAGAGCCUUAGACAGGCUGAUCAACCCAACAGAGGUGUUUAUGCAUGACUACAUGCACGCGCUGUUCGUCGACGGUGUUGUGAAUCUCGUGAUCUUCCUAACUUUCGAAGAGUUCAUAUCUGCUGGGCUUAAUGGCGUGUGGGAGUUAUUCUCUGACUUCUUGGCAAAUUGGGUGUCCCCUGGAAGAUUUCACGCUACGCAUGUAGACAGCAUUUUCAAUGCUGAUCGGAAGGACAAGCACAGAAAGGCCCAACACGUAAAAUGCCAGGCGUCUGAUGUAUUGUCUAUUCUUGGCGUGCUGAUGCUAUUCACUCAGACGGUCCUGCGACCUAUGGGGGCAGCCAGUGCGGCUUGCGACGCUAUUGUAGCUUGCGUUCAGCUGUCGCAGCUGGUAGUUGCAACCAGUCGGAUCGACGGCCGCAAGGCGCCCAAGAAGAGCAGGCAGCUGAUCUUGGACGCAUUGGGUUUGGAAGGUGAUGAUAGCCCAGUGAACGCAGGUAAAGAUUCUCGCUUCAGCCAGCUCGGCUUAUGCACGCAAGGGGACGCUGUGCUUUUGAACGGCUCCGAUGGCAUACUUGCCGCCCGCGUGAAGUUGCAUUUCGCAGUCAGUGGAGAAGCUGUUUCUAUGAAGGAGGUUAUGGAACUUUCUCGGCGCACCCCUGGUACUGCAAAGGCAGUGUGGAUACUUUCUGAGACCCCAGUGGAGUGCUGGGAGACCAAAGCUAUUUUGGCUGCAGUAGAACACUGCGUGUACGCAGACGGCACCGCUGGUCAGACCCAGAUGCUUAUUUCGAACGCGGUCGUCAUUGGCCAUGCGUUCGCCGUGCCCAGGCGCCCGGGCGUGGGCAUCAGGGCCCUCGUGCACGCGAGGUUCGACGCGGCGGGGAACUCGCCUGACAAUUUCGAGGCAUCGAGCGCCAGCGCCGUGUCCACGACUCGCGCGUUCCAUCUGUGGAACUGGAAUGGCGUGGGCACGUCCGGCUAUCAUUGCCACGGUCUCGUUCUGAAGCGCUGCUAA